Messenger RNA from Annulohypoxylon truncatum, 1479 nucleotides. Its product is annotated as homoserine O-acetyltransferase. Gene Ontology annotation, molecular function: homoserine O-acetyltransferase activity. Bases 1 to 1479 code for a protein of 492 amino acids. Lineage: Eukaryota; Fungi; Ascomycota; Sordariomycetes; Xylariales; Hypoxylaceae. Gene Ontology annotation, biological process: L-homoserine metabolic process. The transcript is spliced from 3 exons. The record is from RefSeq and is a predicted model, not a curated record.
AUGGCAUCCGAAGACAAGGCUGGAAACCAGCCAAAAUAUGAAAGAAUUCGGCAGCAGCCUGAGAAUCCGUUCGCAAAAUUAAUCCCAGAUCAGCAAAUCGCUAUCAUUCCAAGUUUCACUCUUGAAUCUGGCGUCACCUUGCGAAAUGUGCCGUUAGCAUAUACGACGCGAGGAAAACUGUCUCCAAACGCAGACAAUGCCAUGGUUAUAUGCCAUGCUCUAACCGGCUCUGCUGAUGUUAGUGACUGGUGGGGGCCCCUGCUCGGCGGUCCUGGUCGGGCGUUUGAUACCUCGAGAUUUUUCAUCGUCUGUAUGAAUAGCUUAGGUAGCCCUUAUGGUACAGCAAGCCCCGUGACUGCGAAGGAUGGUGAUCCGAAUAACGAGAGGUAUGGACCCGAGUUUCCUCUUACCACCAUAAGAGAUGAUGUCAAUUUGCAUAAAAUGCUUUUAGAUGACUUAGGUGUACGCCAGAUUGCUGCUGUUAUUGGCGGUUCUAUGGGAGGUAUGCUCGUACUUGAAUGGGCAUACCUUGGUAAGGAUUACGUCAGAAGCAUUGUCCCGAUUGCUACUUCAAGUCGCCAUAGCGCCUGGGGCAUCAGCUGGGGCGAAGCUCAACGGCAGAGCAUAUAUGCAGAUCCUAAAUAUGACGAUGGGUAUUAUCCUUUCUCCGACCCUCCAACCACCGGCCUCGGAGCAGCCCGUAUGUCAGCGCUUUUGACUUACCGUAGCCGAAACUCCUUUGAGGCCCGUUUUGGGCGCAACAUUCCGGACCCGGCUAGGCGCCAGACAAUCCGGGAAAGACCACGUCCUAGCACCCCAUCGGAGGCUCACUUCAAUAUCCACAACGAUGGACACAAAACAACGCGGCUAUCAAGGAACAACAGCUACACGGAUAGCCAACCAGCUGCCUCCAACGGGGUUGGCGCAAGCAUAGACAACGGCACCAAUGGUCAAUCGCUUGACCCUCAAUUCUCCGGACCGAAGACGGACAGUCCUGGCAAAGAAGAGUCAUUGCCCACCACAACCUACUUCUCGGCACAGUCAUACCUUCGUUACCAAGGAGAGAAGUUUGUCAAGCGUUUUGAUAGCAACUGCUAUAUUGCUAUUACGCGAAAGCUAGACACGCACGACGUUUCGCGAUAUCGUGCUAAUAGCAUCGCGGAGGCGCUCGCUCUCAUUGAGCAACCUACUCUCGUUCUGGGAAUUGAAAGCGACGGGCUCUUCACAUUCGCCGAACAACAGGAGCUAGCGGAGCACAUCAAGAAUGCUAGGCUGGAGAAGAUAGACAGCCAGGAGGGUCAUGAUGCUUUCCUGUUGCAGUUUGAGCAAGUCAACAGAUACAUUCUAGAGUUCCUACACGAAAAGCUCCCUGACAUUAUGACGAGGGAAGGGGACCACGUGGAGGCAGCUAGCGUCGGUCAGUUAACUAAGUCUAGCACGUUUGGAGAAGCCGAAGUAGAAGAUAUAACCGCAUGGUAG